Messenger RNA from Saccostrea echinata, 1437 nucleotides. Its product is annotated as protein draper-like. The record is from RefSeq and is a predicted model, not a curated record. The coding region runs from base 1 to 1437 and encodes 478 amino acids. Gene Ontology annotation, molecular function: scavenger receptor activity. The transcript has 10 exons. NCBI's taxonomy places the organism in Eukaryota, Metazoa, Mollusca, Bivalvia, Ostreida, Ostreidae.
AUGCGACUCAUCGCAGUGAUUCUGACACUCCAGGCGUUGGGUCUCCUUUCAAAUGCAUAUGAAAACGUUGCCUUGCAUAAACCGUCAUGGCAAAGUAAGCAAUACUUAUAUCAUCAAGGGGACAGCAGAACCGAUGCAAAUAAUGCUGUAGAUGGACUGAAGACUAACCUCACAUCUGUUGGAGGGCAAUGCGUUAUAUCCGGUAACGAUCUUAGGACUGCCACCUGGUGGGUUAACCUGACAUCUAUUCUCAGUAUACAUCAUAUAACAAUUCAGUACAGGACGGAAAAUGAAAAGUGGGAUCCCAGUAAUCAUUAUACAGGACGGUUUCUUGGAUUUUAUUUAUAUGUAUCCAAUACCACAUAUAGAAACGACGGUUACCUUUGUUUUCAUGACACAAGAUACACCAGAGCCACCAUACCACCUGUCUUAAACAUAAGCUGUCCUGUACAUGGACAAUACGUCAUCUACUACAAUGAGAGACUAGAGGGAGUGAAGUAUCCUGCUGACUACUCUCGCCAUGCAUUUACUGAGUUGUGCGAAGUAGAGGUUUACGGAUGUCCUACUUCAGGAUUGUUUGGACCUAAUUGUGAUCUCAGAUGUCAUACAAACUGCCAGGAGUACUGUAACAUCGAGACUGGGGUGUGUUUAGGAUGUAAACCAGGAUAUGUUGGUCAAUAUUGUGAGCACGAAUGCAGUGAAAGACGUUUUGGACAGAACUGUGAGGAGUUUUGUGGAGACUGUGUAGACUUCGAACAGUGUCAUCAUGUUAAUGGAAAGUGUCAAAACGGAUGUGAACGAGGUUUUCAUGGUACCAGGUGUACUGAAAUAUGUCCAAUAGGGUUCUAUGACAAAAACUGUAAGAGGAAAUGUAGUUCGAAUUGCCUCUACUCCAAUAGAUGUGACUCAAAAUCUGGUGUAUGUCAAGGGGGCUGCAAACCAGGAUGGCAAGGUCCACUGUGUGACAAAGACUGCAACGAGAAGAAUGGAACGAACUGUAACAAACGGUGUGGACACUGUCGAGGGGGUGCUGUGUGCAAUCAUAUAAAUGGAGCCUGUCAGGAUGGAUGCGCUGCGGGAUACAAAGGGGAAAUGUGUACAAAAGAAUGUGACGUUGGGUGGUAUGGUCUUGGUUGUAAGCAGAAAUGUAGUGCAUAUUGUAACGAUUCGGGAGUUUGUGAUCACGUGACUGGUUCUUGUAAAAGUGGUUGUAAAAGUGGAUGGCAAGGAGUGAAUUGUUUGGAAGGGGGGUACAGUCAAUUUAUAAGAGGAAUGAGUCAACAGCCCAUGGUCAGUAAUUCACAGGAAGGCUGUGAUAAAGUUUUAAAUGAUGAUAGCGGAAACCAGAAAGACAAGACAUACGAUACUCUAGGUAGCAAUACCAGUCGUGCUAGUGAGAAAGAUGAAAAAAUCGAGAUGUCAUUGCAAACAGCCUAG